AUGUGUGCUCGGGUUGUUCCGCUGCUGUUGCUGGGAUUGUUUGGAAGUAAGGCGCUGAUUCAUGUCAGCCACAAAGAGGAUGCCCUGGCCUUGGCACAGUUCACUUGCCACAUUGUCCAGCAGCAUUCCGCACAAGUUGCCAACAUUUAUCGCUGCGUGACUUGCGCUUCGGCUGGCCAUUGGGAACACUUGGCCCUGGAGCAGGCCCUGCAUCAAUGCAUUAGCUCGCAAUUGCCGAGCUUGGUGCGCAGCAUUGAAGCUCACGAAACCGAGCCAGCACGUCACACGGAUAGCAUCAAUAUUUUCCACCUGCCCGCAGAUAGUGCGGGCUUGCCGCUCGUCCAACGCAUUCUGGCCAUGUUGAAUGAGCAACAGCCCAGGAAGCACCUGCACAAAUACAUCUUUGUGUGGCCCGGAGCCAGUGUCGAGGAGCUACACACGCUCUUCACUGGCUGCUGGCAGCGACAGCUGCUCUUUGGGCUGGCCGUUGUACGGACGGAUGUGGUCUAUGACUUUGAACCGUUUGCCGCAGGCGGACUGCAGGUGAGGGAAUUGAAGAGGACCGGCUCGCGAUACUUUCGCGAUAAAUUGCGCAACAUGAACGGGCAUGAGGUGCGCUUCUCGAUGUUCCAGGACACUCUACGCGCUCUGCCAUUGGCCAACACGACGAGCGCUGGAUUUACACAAAUCGAUGGCGUCAUAGCCCGUACCAUUGCCUCAAGUUUGAAUGCCACAGCCCGCUAUGUCCUGCCCGCAGACGAAGAGAACUACGGUCGCUGUCUGCCCGGCGGCAAGUUCAGUGGCGUGCUCGUGGACAUCAUGGGCGGACACACGCACAUUGCGAUGAAUGCGCGCUUCGUCCUUGAAUGCAUCGCACCGCAUGUGGAACAACUGUAUCCAUAUGAUCGUCGAACUAUAUAUCUGGUGGUGCCUGCGGCCGAAAUGCGUCCCGAGUAUCUAAUCUUUGUGCGUGCCUUCCGUCGCUCCCUCUGGUACCUCCUCUUGGUCACCUUUCUGGUGGUUAUGGGCGUUUUUAUCUGCCUGCAGUAUGCGCUUGAGCGUCUGCCCGGAGUGGCGCGCUUCCAUCACGCACGCUGGUUUGAGAUUCUCGAGAUGUGCGUGAAGACGCAGUUGGGGGAGCCGGUGGUACGCUUUUCACGCGUCAGCUCGCUGCGUCUCUUUCUCAUUGCCUGGAUUAUGUUCAGCUAUGUGCUCACGACCAUAUAUUUUGCCAAAUUGGAGAGCAGUUUUAUUCGACCGACCUUUGAACCACAGCUGGAUGCCCUAGAUGAGCUUCCGUCACACAAAUUGCGAGUCUAUGGUAUUGACAAUCUGUUUACUGCAAUAAAGACGACAUUGGCGCCGCGACACUAUGCGGCAUUGACUAGAAAUUAUAAGGAAUUGCCCCUCAAAUUAAGUUCCUCUCCAUUUGCCUGGAAUAUCAGUCGGCGGCACCGGCGCGGUAUCGCCUUCAUCAUGCGUGAUGAGACGGCUCGUGAGUUCUUGGCCAGCACAUACAAUGCCGAACUUGAUCGCCCGGCCUUUCACAUUGUCAAGGAGUAUCUACGCUCCAUGUUGUCUACUUACAUUUUGCCCCUGGGCUCGCCAUUUCACUAUAAAUUCCAGUUCUUGGUCAGUGCCUUCAAUGAGCAUGGCUUCCUGGACUACUGGCAGCAGCUGGAUGUCAUAAGACGUGAGCGUGCCUCUUCUCAGGCCGACGAAUUCUUCGAGGACCUGGGCGAUACAGAUACAGAUGUCUCGUCAUCAAACGAUAUCAACGAGCACAAGGAACUGCGUAAAAAGCAUGUCGCCUUGAGCGUAGACAUUCUUCAGGGCGCUUUCUAUUUAUGGUUGUUUGGCAUUCUUCUCAGUGUCUGCGGUUUUGUGGCGGAGCAUAUAGUUUGGUUCUUAAGCAACUGUAAACGUGUGGUUCACAUAAUUUAG
Messenger RNA from Scaptodrosophila lebanonensis, 1944 nucleotides. RefSeq lists its product as uncharacterized. The coding region runs from base 1 to 1944 and encodes 647 amino acids. The record is from RefSeq and is a predicted model, not a curated record. Lineage: Eukaryota; Metazoa; Arthropoda; Insecta; Diptera; Drosophilidae. The transcript has a single exon.